AUGGAGCGCCUGCGCCGCAAGACGCUGCCAGCCUGGCCUGACCCGACAGACUCGCUGGGCCAAAAGGUAAACACGCGCACGAGGAGGAUCGGCGGGUCCUCGGUGUGGUUCCCCCGCGGCCCGGCGCUGGAGAGAUACAACGCGACGAUCCGCCCCGAGGUCGAGCGCAUCCUGAACAAUGUCGAGCUGCCCGAGGGGGAGAAGAUGAUACUGAAGAUGUACAUGAUCGGGCGCAGCGAGCAGCGGGCCAACCCCGUCGUGAUGAUCUGCUGCCCCGACAAGGCAACGCGCAAGAGGGCCGAGGCGAUGGUCCGGGAGAGCGACCUCUUCGAGCGGCAGGAGAGCUGUGGCUUUGGGCUGGGCUCGGCUGGGUUCCCUCUGGAAGCUACAUUCCUCCCCCGUCCUCUGGGCAAUGGUAUAUACUUGAACGCCGACGCGACUAUGGAAGCUGCGUUGAAAGUCGACGUUUAUGGGUUGACAGGGCCGGGGAUCGGGAGGAAGCUUGGCUUUGUGACUUCAAGUCAGAGCACACGGAGCGUCCAAUAUGCUACCGGGGGACCGGUCGUGCAGCUCGGAGACAAACUCUACCAAUUGACGGUUGCUCAUGCUGCGCAGCCCAGCCACCGUGGGCCGAAGGACCCACAGGAGCAGUAUUCGGAUCUCGACGAGUGCGACUUUGACGGGCAGUCCGAUGAGGAGGAGGACGAGCACAUGAUUCUGAGCAGAGGAAGCAUCAGCCCCGGAUGGCCCAUGAGGGAUGCGGAUAUUGACUCGGACCAGACACGAUCACAGCAGUCCUCGGCGUAUUCGGAUUCAUAUGCCGAGACCCCAGACACGCCACAUUUUCAUAGCCCCACAAUGAUGUUGUCCCCCAAGUCGGUGGAGGUGGCCGAGGAGCAUGACGACUGGAAGUCGUCUACCCUGCUGGGCUCGUUCCCCAUGCCGGACGGGUAUGGCGGGGAGCUGGACUACCUGCUGGUCCACCUGCCAGGGGACUAUUCCGUGCCAUCAAAGGACCCCAACCAGGUUGUGAUUGCGCGAUUCGGACCUCGGAGCGUCCAGCUGCUCACUGUGGUCCUCUCGGAGGGGCUGAGGGAGGGAGACUCCGGCUCGGCUCUGAUUGACGCCCGAACCGGGGACUUCUACGGCUACGUGAUUCUCGGGACUGAUGGGGAUUGUGUGGCGUAUGCGCUGCCUUCACCGAUGAUCAUGGCCAAGAUCACCACCCAGUUCCAGCAUCUCCCCUCGUUCCACCACCCCAUGGAGAACCCACCAAGACAGAGGCGCGCAGCUUCGUCCGGCAGCAGUAUGCCUUCGAUCCUGGAGGACAUGACCUGGUCCGGCAACCAGAAAGUACCCCUGAAUGACCACAUGGUUGCCCUCCAAAGAAAUCUGUCGUACGCAGAGGUGGAGGUGGAGAGGUUGAACGAAGAGCUGCGAAGCAUGCGGUCGGAGCUCGAGGUCAGCCGCGAGGUAUCCCUCGACCCUGCCCUGGCGCGAGACAUUCAAGCCGCCAUGGCGGACCAGGGGUUCCAGGAGCAGCUGAGAUCCCUGGAGCAGUGGUUCUGUGUCGUGAGCGCGGGACAGCAACGCGUGGCACUGCACACCCUGCUCCAGAACGCCAAUCCGGCACAUGUGGACUCUGUCAGGCACGUCCUGCGCCGCUGGGGACCUGUUGUGCCUCUUUCUGAGCUGUUUGGGACAGACGUCAUUGUUCCGGACAAAGACAGGCCAUUUCCUGAACAACAAGGGUGA
Diaporthe batatas is the source of this 1755-nucleotide messenger RNA. RefSeq lists its product as uncharacterized. The transcript has 2 exons. The coding region runs from base 1 to 1755 and encodes 584 amino acids. NCBI's taxonomy places the organism in Eukaryota, Fungi, Ascomycota, Sordariomycetes, Diaporthales, Diaporthaceae. The record is from RefSeq and is a predicted model, not a curated record.